Messenger RNA from Histoplasma capsulatum G186AR, 744 nucleotides. RefSeq lists its product as uncharacterized. Lineage: Eukaryota; Fungi; Ascomycota; Eurotiomycetes; Onygenales; Ajellomycetaceae. Gene Ontology annotation, cellular component: nucleus. Gene Ontology annotation, biological process: regulation of transcription by RNA polymerase II. Gene Ontology annotation, molecular function: RNA polymerase II transcription regulatory region sequence-specific DNA binding; DNA-binding transcription factor activity, RNA polymerase II-specific. Bases 1 to 744 code for a protein of 247 amino acids. The transcript is spliced from 2 exons. The record is from RefSeq and is a predicted model, not a curated record.
AUGGUGAAUCUAGGACCAUAUAUCACCCGAAACAACUACGGCCGGACCGAAUAUGAAUGUGCCUACUGUUACAAAACCACAACAUCUCUCACUGCCCUGGCCCAGCACUGUCGUGACUCCGCUGCCCAUUCCUGGUGCUGCCGUUGCGAAAGGGUAUUCCCACAUGCAAGGGCGCUGAAUGACCAUCUGAAGUAUUCAUCUUCGCAUAACGUCUGCGAGAGAGAUUAUUGUGACGAGGAUUUUGCAACAUACGAUGAAUGGGCAAGGCAUAAUGUGGAUCACCAUAACUGGUGCCGACCUUGCAACUGGUUUGCGCGCGAUCAGUAUGCGCUCACACUGCAUGAUAUCAACCAGCAUUUCAUGUGUGCAAAGUGUGGCAGCUAUUUCCAGAACGACAACAAUCGGCGGAUGCAUAUGAUCACACACCAGGAGCGAGACCGAGAAUGUUACGGAUGCACCAGAAUGUUUUCAUCCUUUUCUUCCAUGCUAAUCCAUCUCGAAUCCGGAACGUGUUUCACAGACAGAGGGCAGCUGAAUUACGUAGCCACCGAGUAUAUGGACAGCGACGAAUAUUUCAGAGGGUUUGACACAAUGAACCCAUUCUUUUGCCCAGCCUGCCAAACUGGGUUUAAUCGCCUCUCCUCGCUCUACCAGCAUGUCGAGAUGCGCCCGGACUGUGUUCACUUACUUUGUUACGGCGAGUGUCUUGAAGGACUGGAAUCCCACCUCCAAGCUGAGUUGUAA